AUGAGAGGGGGAAGCCAGAAGCCAGAAUCCAGAAGCCAGAAGCCAGAAUCCAGAAUCCAGAAGCCAGAAGCCAGAAGCCAGAAGCCAGAAGCCAGAAGCCAGAAGCCAGAAGCCAGAAGCCAGAAGCCAGAAGCCAGAAGCCAGAAGCCAGAAGCCAGAAGCCAGAAGCCAGAAGCCAGAAGCCAGAAGCCAGAAGCCAGAAGCCAGAAGCCAGAAGCCAGAAGCCAGAAGCCAGAAGCCAGAAGCCAGAAGCCAGAAGCCAGAAGCCAGAAGCCAGAAGCCAGAAGCCAGAAGCCAGAAGCCAGAAGCCAGAAGCCAGAAGCCAGAAAGGGGGAAGCAAACCCAUAG
Molecule: messenger RNA, 348 nt
Organism: Pseudogymnoascus destructans
Lineage: Eukaryota; Fungi; Ascomycota; Leotiomycetes; Thelebolales; Thelebolaceae
Exons: 2
Coding region: 1-348 (115 amino acids)
Source: RefSeq, a predicted model, not a curated record